CACUACCAUAAUUGUUCAUCAUCUGUUUCUCUCUUAUAUAGCAGUACCGCCUCUCAAUUUUGAAUAUUAUAUUCAAAAUAAAAAAAAUACCCUUGAAAUUAGGUAUAGCAAAAUUCCAUAUAUAGAUAGGAUGGGGAGAGGGAAAGUAGAGGUGAAGAGGAUCGAGAACAAGAUAAAUAGGCAGGUUACCUUCGCCAAGAGAAGAAAUGGAUUGCUCAAAAAGGCCUACGAACUCUCUGUCCUCUGCGACGCCGAGGUUGCUCUCAUUAUCUUCUCCACCAAAGGCAAAUUAUAUGAGUUCUGCAGCACUUCUAGUAUGUCCAAGGCAGUGGAGAGAUACCACAGAUGUAGCUACGGUCAAACUGAAGCAAAUCAAUCUCCCAAUAAUGAUCAGCUGGAUACCUAUGAAGAGUAUCUGAAGCUUAAGGAAAGAGUUGAGGCUCUACAACAAUCUCAGAGGCAUGUUUUAGGGGAAGAUUUGUCACAGUUGGGCAUAAACGAGCUUGAUCAACUUGAACAUAUCUUAGAUGGAACGUUAAAACAAACACGGUCCAGGAAGAAUCAUAGUUUGUGUGAUAAGCUUUCUGAUCUUCAGCAAAAGGAAAGAAGUUUGUUGGAGCUUAAUGCAGCUUUGAUGAAUAAGCAGCUUGAAGGAAAUAGUGCACCACUUGAAUCAACAUGGCAAUUACAACACGACCUUAACGCACAAUACCAGCACCCUUACUUUCUGGAUCCCAACUACACACCAGAAAUCCGCAGACAUGACUCCAUUGUAGCAGCAGAUAACGUGAGAGAUAAUGGAAAUGAGCACUUACAAUGGGGAGGGCAAGGCGCGGCUUCCCCAUUGUGGGGUUCAGGGACUAGCGAGGAUGGGCGGGAGGUUGUGUGAGCGGCACGAGGAUAAGAUGGGCAAAAAGAAAAUAAAACAUCUCUAUUAAGGCGGAAGGGAGGGAGUACUAUUUUAUCUAGGAAAUUGAAUAUCACUUCCGUGUAUAAUCAUUUAUUUUCUGAUUUAGAGCACCAAUCUUGAAGCUAUAUUCAAGAUUGGAUGGGAUGGGCAAUUGAUGCGCUCGGGCUGGCCACGAAUAUAUAU
Messenger RNA from Salvia splendens (bonfire salvia), 1093 nucleotides. RefSeq names its product MADS-box protein 04g005320. NCBI's taxonomy places the organism in Eukaryota, Viridiplantae, Streptophyta, Magnoliopsida, Lamiales, Lamiaceae. The record is from RefSeq and is a predicted model, not a curated record. Gene Ontology annotation, cellular component: nucleus. Gene Ontology annotation, biological process: positive regulation of transcription by RNA polymerase II. Gene Ontology annotation, molecular function: protein dimerization activity; DNA-binding transcription factor activity; RNA polymerase II transcription regulatory region sequence-specific DNA binding. The transcript has 9 exons. Bases 131 to 889 code for a protein of 252 amino acids.